AUGCUGCAGAUUUUCUAUUGCGGCUGCUCCUGUGGGCUCGCCUGCAUCGCCCAGGUGCCGUCACGCGUACAUGCGGCGUACGUUUUCCCCGGAAGUGUGGGGUGCUCGGCGUCCGCAGGGUGGCGUUUUUUUUUUUUUGAGGACCUGCAAGAUGAGGAGAUGGUGCUGUCCACCAGCUGUUUUUUGGAAGAACUCCAGCAAUCACUUCUCCGCUCGAAUGCACCGUUAUGUGUGGUUUGUGGGAAGGUGCACGUUUAUGAAAGCCCUUCCACCUCGUCCCGCCCCAGCCAGCCCGUUCUGCUCCGCUCUGUUCCCCGUGAGAGGCGGGGGGUGAGGAAGCGCCUUCAGCGCUUCCACUCCCCUUUAGUAGUUAAUGCUCAUGUCUGA
Messenger RNA from Trypanosoma rangeli, 387 nucleotides. RefSeq lists its product as uncharacterized. The coding region runs from base 1 to 387 and encodes 128 amino acids. The record is from RefSeq and is a predicted model, not a curated record. NCBI's taxonomy places the organism in Eukaryota, Euglenozoa, Kinetoplastea, Trypanosomatida, Trypanosomatidae. The transcript has a single exon.